AAAAAGAUAUUUUGUUGUUAGGUAAAUAUAAUUUUAUUUUGCUACUUAGACGAUAUUGGGCGACCCGCGACGCUGUCUUGGAAAAAGACUGUGAAACAAUGGACUCCAUAGCGAAACUGGAUAAGGAGAAGAUGUACUGUUGCAGAAUUUGCAACUUCGACAGUAUGCAACUCCAUGACUAUAUGAAGCAUAUAACCACACAUGUUUUCCAGAGCAAAGUUAUUGUGUCACAAGAUACAUUUUACCAUUGUGAUAAGUGCCGAUGUGCCUUUCUGACUGACAACGCUCUAAAACUACACAGAAUGGCUCAUGUUAUCAAGGCUGUUAAAGUGAAGGAGAAAAAACAUGAGGCAAGAUAUCUUGAUGAAAAAUAUGUUAAGCGCUACAGUUGUAGUGAGUGCGACUACAAAUUUGUACUGAAGAGUACGUUGGAUAUGCAUAUGGAAGCACACAAACCAUUGAAGCAUGUGUGCAGCUGUGGUAUAGCCUAUUAUGAGAAAAAAGAUCUUAACAGUCACAAAAAAUUAGUACAUAAAAAUAUUAUAUUAAAAGAAGCUAAAACAGAAAAAAUAACAAAAAUGCCUGCUGUAAAAGUUAAGUUAGAAUAUGCAAGCGACCUUGACGAGUCUGAAAACAAUUUUGAUCUAACAAAGAAAAAUGAGAAGACUAGUAAAAACAAGUUUAAAAUAGAAGUCGAAGUUGAAACGGAACAGCAAGUAAAAUCUUAUUAUAAAAAGAAUUCAUUUGAAAUAAUUUCGUGUAACAAUUGUGACCAGACAUUUACUGUGCUGGAUAUGAGAAAACAUGUAGAAGAAAUGCAUAAAAAUGUUCCAUACUCGUGUAGAUGCUGUUACUUGAGGUUUGCAAAAAAGGAAUUGGUGGAGGAGCAUCGCAACAAUGUACACAGAACUAGAACUUGCAAUAUUUGUAGAAAGAAAUUUGUGACAAAGGCCUCAUUAGAUAAGCAUAUGUUCAGUCAUAAUCCCAAUUCUAGACCACGUUAUGUUUGCCCCAUUUGCAAAAAACGCUAUGCACAGCAAGCUAGUCUAAAUGUUCACCUACUAAGGCAUAAGGGAGAAAAAUGUUUUGGAUGUAAAACCUGUAGUAAGAAAUUUUAUGACCGACAUGCUUUGCAAAAUCAUGAAAGAACUCAUACUGGUGAUAAACCAUACGUCUGCCAGUACUGUAACAAAGCCUUCAGUGAUCCUUCAGCCCACAUCAGACACGUCCGGAUUCAUACCAAAGAGUACCGCUACUUCUGUACUGAGUGCCCAAAAAAAUUUACCGAUGCGAGCUCAAUGAUAAGACACAAACACAAGCAUGGCAAAGGACAAAAAGAUUUAAAGGUCAAUUGUGACAUUUGUGGAAAAUCCAUUAGCAAUAUACAUAACCUUAAAAAACAUAAAUUAGUAAUGCACGAAGAUAUUAAGAUGUUUCAAUGUCAUGAUUGUGGCCAAAAAUUUUCAAGCAAAGGGAAUGUUUUUAUGCACAUUCAAAAUAAGCACUCUGAAAGGCCGGAGUGUGCUUAUUGCGGAAAAAAGGUUGAAAAUAAAAAAGCUCUGCAGAGGCACAAAGACAAACAUCAUCCCAUUAUUUUGUACUGCAGUAGCUGUCCCCAAAAGUUUCACAGAGAAGAUAGUUUUCAAAAGCACAAACUUGUGUGUUCCCAGAGAAACUCGGAGAAAAAAGAUUAGUUUUUAAACACACAAUAUUAAUGUGUUCUAAGAAAACUCGAGAAAAAAUUGUUCCACUGAUUUAUUACAUUCAGAUAUAAAUCUGUUGCAAGUCGAAGACUGGGUUGCAC
Messenger RNA from Aricia agestis (brown argus), 1804 nucleotides. Its product is annotated as zinc finger protein 99-like. The transcript has 4 exons. The coding region runs from base 99 to 1694 and encodes 531 amino acids. Lineage: Eukaryota; Metazoa; Arthropoda; Insecta; Lepidoptera; Lycaenidae. Gene Ontology annotation, molecular function: DNA-binding transcription factor activity; RNA polymerase II cis-regulatory region sequence-specific DNA binding. Gene Ontology annotation, biological process: regulation of transcription by RNA polymerase II. The record is from RefSeq and is a predicted model, not a curated record.